AAUCUGACCCGCGGGCAGCUUCGAUCCAUAAUUAUUGACAUCAUGCGGCUGCUGUGACCGACCCUUUUUUGACCUUAUUUAUUUGAAACUCCCUCCGUCUCUUUCUCUGAUUCUCACCCUUUUUCACCCUCUCCUCUAUUUUGCCCUUUCGUUACCAAUUUAAAUCUAAAAGAUUUUGUUGAUCUGCGCCUUCAGUUCCGGGAUUUUAGCGAAACUUAGAUUCAAUUAGCUUUUGUUUUUGAAGAAAACAAUUGGGGGCGCAGAUAUUGUAGAUGUGGUUUCAUUUAAUUGUAAUUAAUUGAUUAAUUAAUCGAAGCGGAAUAUUGUUUUUGCGUUUCUCUUUUGAAAUGGCUUCGAGUUUUGAUCGGUGGGAAAAAGAUCCUUUCUUCUCUGUGGCUGAAGAAGUUCAGGAAUCUGCUGACAGGAUGGAAUCGACAUACAGAACCUGGAUACACGCGAAAAAGGACGUUUCUAGUACGUGGAAUUUGGAGGAACUUCGUAGGGAUCUGCGUACUGCCCUUGGCACUACCAAAUGGCAGUUAGAGGAGUUUGAAAAGGCUGUCCAAUCAAGUUACGGUGGGAGUUCAAGUGAGGAUUCAAGAGAUAGGCAUCACGAAUUUAUUGUAGCAAUUGAGGAUCAGAUUUCAAAGAUUGAAAAAUCAUUGCAGGAAUCAGCUCUUUCGGAGGGUAAGGCAUUGAUGCCUUGGGUGCGUUUGGAUGAAGGUGAAUGCAAUGAGCUUGCUUUGUUUUUGUCUGGACCAUCUGUAUCUGGAGAGAAGAAACUUCCUCCUAAGAGUCAUGGUAGAGAAAAUGAAAUCACACAAGGAAUCGAUAAAGAAUCAGUGGCACAUUGCUCAAAGAAUCCUCAGUCUGUUGAGUGGAGCUCCUCCGAGGCUAAGGGCCAAAAGUCACAUGGGCAUAGGAGGACUGCUAGUGCUAGUGCUGACAUUGGUGCUUGGAAGAUUGCAAUUGCUGAUGAUGCUUUACAGCAGAACUCUUCCAAUGGUCAGCCCUCUAUUCCCCCACGAAAGGUACCAAGCUUGUCUGGUUUCCUUGAUUCCCUGGAUUCUGUAGCCAAGUUGAAGUGGCCAAAGAAUGGCAUCAGGAAGUGCAAGGCAGUAGAUCGUCAUCACGAGUCUGAUACAGAGUUGUUGAGACCUCCUCAGUUGGAUAGGGGCAUUAAUGCAUGCUAUGAAAGAAGUAAGAGUUGCCUGAAUUGCGAUGAUUGUUAUGAUAAGCAACUUUAUGGCUGGUAUGGGGCUAUUCAAAGACAGCUUCAAAGGUCUCAGUAUCAAAUGCAAUAUAGUCGUCCCAUUCAACUGUCCGUUUGGAUUGUCCUCUUCCUUUGCUUGAUUGGUUGAUUAUUCAGAAGAGAUGAGAAAUUUACAAGGAUGUUAUUGAUAAAGCUAGAACAGGUUCAAUGGAAUGGAGAAAUGCUGCUGGAUAUCCUAUGAUUGUAAGAUAUCUAUCAAGGUGAUGGACAUCUAUAUCAAUUAUGGUUUAUGGUGCAAAGUUUUGGGCAGUUAGAUGGAUGCAUGCUAAUACAAGAAGAGAUAGGUUACAAAGAAUGUUAUCUAUAAAGGAUGGUGGCCGCUUUCACUGCGAACAAAUUAGAAAGUGGAUAACUCAUGGUUUAGAGAGCAUAACAUAAGCCUGUGAUACAUAAUAUGAAGGAGUAACUCUAUGCUGGUAGAAACACUGAAAAAAGCAGGAAUCACAUGGGGUGUAUUAAAAUAAUUAGAACCAAGAUUAACUGCAUUUAUAGACUCCUGCAAUCAAUUCAGAUUGUUUGCUUCCUACGCAUUCAGAUUGUGGUGCUAGUGCCACUUCUUGCUAUGUUUUAACUGUAUUCGCAUUUUCUGAAAUUGAGUCCGUGAAAGUCUAUGAAGCCUAAACAUUUUGUUUUCG
Messenger RNA from Theobroma cacao (cacao), 1908 nucleotides. The record is from RefSeq and is a predicted model, not a curated record. Lineage: Eukaryota; Viridiplantae; Streptophyta; Magnoliopsida; Malvales; Malvaceae.